Molecule: messenger RNA, 429 nt
Organism: Saprolegnia parasitica CBS 223.65
Lineage: Eukaryota; Oomycota; Saprolegniomycetes; Saprolegniales; Saprolegniaceae
Exons: 2
Coding region: 1-429 (142 amino acids)
Source: RefSeq, a predicted model, not a curated record
AUGAUACUGUUCGCUACGCUCUUGGGGGGACAUCUCGGGCGGAUCGGCGCGCCCCUUGCGGCACCACUCGCGCGCUGCGCCAAAAACUUCGUGAUCACACUCAUGCGCAAGAAAAGGGACAAGCUGGCGUGCAAGUAUACCGCCAAGUUUGGCUUCGUCGCCACCAUCGCAGCCUUCGCCAGUGUCUGUCUUAUCACCCUGCAUCUCGCGCCAGAGACCCGGCUGCUGAGCACAGACCCUCGGCACAAGCACUGGAACAUGUUCAUCAAGUGCAUCUUGAACGAGCCGACGGAGAAGCGGCAGCGGCGCCGCGACGAGCUACGCCCCUCCGUGCAAGGCGACGGCGAUCUCAGUCGGGCGUGGGUCGAAUUGGCUCCAGCGCGCGACGACGAGAAGCAUCUGGGCCGCCGCAUUUGCAGUGGCCGGUAA